AUGGUUGGACAUCUUUCAGGCAUUGUCGCAAAGGUGAAAAAUGUCGGUCACCCAGAUAUUUUGUCUACCCAGUGCAUUUUGCAUAGUGAGCAACUUGCUUCAAAAAAAAUGUCCCCAGAACUACACGAAGUAUUAUCCGAUGUUAUGAAAAUUGUAAAUCAUAUUCGACACAAAGCGCUUAAUUCUAGGUUAUUUGAGUCACUUUGUGAAGAAAUGGGUUCCCAAUAUACACACCUUCUUCUUCAUGCAGAUGUAAGAUGGCUGUCGAGAGGGAAGAUUUUAACCCGACUGUUUACUCUACGUGAAGAAGUUAAAUUAUUUUUCCAACAGCAAAAUAAUGUGAAAUUUCAAGAACUUUUAUUCAAUGAUGAGUGGGUAGCCAAACUUGCAUAUCUGGCAGAUAUUUUUCCGCUGUUAAAUGAAUUAAACAUAUCCAUUCAAGGACAACUUAAGGACGUGUUCACAGUACGAGACAAAAUGGAUGCUUUUCAAAAAAAAAUAUUACUUUGGCAAACACGGUUGGCUGUAGAGGAUCUACAAAUGUUUCAACAUUUUGAUGAAUAUAUGAAAGAAAAGGACGUUAACCAGCGAGUGGUAGCUAUUGUUCAACAGCAUUUAGAAUCACUUACAGAAUCUUUUUGUCGUUAUUUCCCAAAAAAAGAAGACCCUAGACAUGGUAAUAUGUGGAUAACAGAUCCAUUUGCAGCAAACAGUAAAAAUAACAAGUUAAAUAUGAGCGAAAAAGAAAGCCUCAUCGAUUUAUCAUCCGACUCCUCACUCAAAACUAAGUUCCUGGAAUUAUCAAAAAGCCAUUUUUGGCUGUACGUUAAAAAUGAAUACCCUUUGUUGAGUGAAAAAGCAAUGAAAAUCUUAAUUCAAUUUUCAACUACGUAUUUAUAUGAAAAAACAUUUUCUUCGGUCACAGUUGUUAAGACACGGUACCGGUCUCAGCUAGAAAUAAGUAAAUCUCUACGACUUGCAGUGACUACAUUGGAGCCAAAAUUGCACGAAAUUCUUCAAAACAAACAGGAACAAAUAUCACAUUAA
This is a messenger RNA of Macrosiphum euphorbiae (potato aphid), 1047 nucleotides long. The record is from the annotation of a GenBank genome assembly. Lineage: Eukaryota; Metazoa; Arthropoda; Insecta; Hemiptera; Aphididae.